Messenger RNA from Paramisgurnus dabryanus, 1786 nucleotides. The record is from RefSeq and is a predicted model, not a curated record. Lineage: Eukaryota; Metazoa; Chordata; Actinopteri; Cypriniformes; Cobitidae.
UUGUGUAAUGUCUGGAGCCACAUGACGGUCCAGGCUGGAAGAAUGGAGGUGGCACUUGUUGACUUUGAGAAUGUGGAGAAUAUCGACAACAGUGUGGACAACUUCAAUGAUCCAGAUUAUCCCAAUGAGAUGACGGCUUUGACACUAGACAUGUUAGACUUUGGGCCGGACAGCCCUUAUGCUUCAAAAAUGUCCCAAUUUAAAGAGAAGAGCCCCCAGAAUUUGGAAGUAUUACCACAAUCACCAGUCAUGCCCCCUCAUACCAGAAGAGGGCGUGCUAGUUGCACUAGCCUGAUUUCCAACUGGAAAUUACUUGUCAACAGUGAAGGGACACAAAGUGAGACUAUCUUUAGUCGGAUGGCCAAAGAGUGUUAUGAGGACUUAUUUGUUGACAAGCGAUGUCUUGAUGAUGGAGAGCAGAAGGUCAUCAUUAACAUCGCUGGCCUUCGUUUCGAAACACGCGUCAAGACCCUCGACCAAUUCCCUGAUACUCUGCUGGGUGACCCAGUGAAAAGAAUGGGCUUUUUUGACCCAAUGAGAAAUGAGUAUUUCUUCGACCGUAAUCGGCCAAGCUUUGAUGGGAUCCUGUACUAUUAUCAGUCGGGUGGCAAAAUCCGCCGGCCUGCAAACGUACCUCUAGAUGUCUUCGCAGAUGAGAUCAUUUUCUACGAGUUAGGACAGGAGGCCAUGGACCAGUUCCGAGAGGAGGAAGGUUUCAUCAAAGACAAGGAUGUCCCUUUGCCUACCAAUGAGGUCUACAGGCAGUUCUGGCUACUUUUCGAAUACCCAGAGAGCUCAAACGCCGCCCGAGGGGUUGCUUUAGUUUCCAUUUUUGUCAUCGUCAUCUCCAUCAUCAUAUUUUGUAUGGAGACUCUCCCAGAAUUCCGCGAGGACCUGGAGAUUUUUCCAGCUGUGAGUCUUUCCUUAAACCAGACACCGGGUACGAGCCAUCCCUUGAGUUCUCCAUCAAGCCCCACUCCCAAAACCAUCGCCAGCACCUUCUCCGACCCAUUCUUCAUAAUUGAGACGGCUUGCAUCAUCUGGUUCUUCUUUGAGCUUUGUGUGCGAUUUCUGGUCUGCCCCAGCAAACGGGAUUUUUUCAACAACAUCAUGAACAUAAUCGACCUCAUCUCCAUAAUUCCUUACUUUGUCACUCUGAUAACAGAAAUAGUGACCACAGCCGACAAGUCUAAUACAGGGCAGAACAUGUCCCUAGCCAUCCUACGAAUCAUUAGACUGGUGCGAGUCUUCAGGAUAUUUAAGCUCUCCAGACAUUCCAAAGGGUUGCAGAUCCUGGGCCAAACACUCAAGGCCAGCAUGAGGGAACUUGGUCUGCUUAUCUUCUUUCUCUUCAUCGGAGUCAUUCUCUUUUCCAGCGCCAUCUAUUUCGCUGAGGUGGACGAUCCCAACACCCAAUUUGUUAGCAUCCCUGAUGGAUUCUGGUGGGCAGUGGUCACCAUGACUACAGUGGGUUAUGGAGACAUGUGUCCCAUUACGCUGGGCGGUAAGAUUGUGGGCACGCUUUGUGCCAUUGCCGGGGUGCUGACCAUUGCCCUGCCAGUGCCUGUCAUAGUCUCUAAUUUCAACUACUUUUAUCAUAGAGAGACAGAGCAGGAGGAAAAGCCACCCAUAGCUGAGAGUGUCGAUCAAACUUUAAAAUCAGGAAACACCACAAAGCCUUCAAGUAAUUCCUCUCUGAACAAGGUAAAUGGGGGCGUGCAGAACGACAAAUCAAAGUAUUAAGAAAAAAUAAACUAAUAGGCACAAAUAAUUGGACAAGUACUUG